AUGGAUGACAAUACGGCCACACUGACUGCUCUUCACCAGCAGCAGCAGCAGCCCCAUAAUCGUUUCUCCAACUCGCUUUUAUGUGUUGGAUCAUUGGAUCAUCAAUCACUUCUUCCCGAACAAACAUUAUCUUCAUCACUUGCACCUCUUUCACAUAAUCCGUAUGCAUUCAACUACUCACUCCCGCUACCACCAUCGGAUCUCGCAAGCAAACUUCCAAAACUAGAGUUAAUCUCUCUCGAUGUGAAACAAGAGCACUCAGAUGAUCAUAAUGACUCCACAAGUCCAGCAGAUUCUUCUGGAAAUGGGAGCACGAGCGGAGGGAAGAUACAGAAACCGAGAAGGCAAAGGACUCAUUUCACCAGUCAUCAGUUGACUGAACUCGAAAACUGGUUCGCCCGUAAUCGUUAUCCUGAUAUGGCUUGCCGAGAAGAAAUUGCAGUUUGGAUCAGUUUAACAGAGCCUCGAGUUCGAGUUUGGUUCAAGAAUCGUCGUGCCAAAUGGAGAAAAAGAGAGCGAAAUUAUGUGAUUGACAAUGGACAAGGAACAUCAAAAGCAUCGGGACAAGGACUUGUUUCAACUCAAAGUUUAGAUCCACUCGGGUCACUUCAGAAUACAUUUCCACCGAAUCUGUUACAAGGGAGUAGUCAGAUUGAUGAAUCUGCUGUCGCAUCUUCUUCAUUCUACGGAUACGGUGGAACAUGGCAACAGAAUCCAUAUUAUUCGAGAAAUAAUCAAUUCAAUUGGCAGAUUAAACCACAGUUUCAAGCGAUUCCCAUUUCUCCAUCAACUGCAACGAAUCGAUUUUCGAAUUCUGUAUCAACUGGAUUAACUCCAUUGCCAGCAGCGCAAGUGGCAUUCUCCUCAUCAUCGAAUGACAAGCUCAAACUAAUGGACGGUCUCUCGAAUUCUCUGUCUACUUCAAUCGGGCAAUCUUAUCAAACUUGCCAGUACAGUGGACCUCUCUAG
This is a messenger RNA of Caenorhabditis remanei, 969 nucleotides long. RefSeq lists its product as uncharacterized. The coding region runs from base 1 to 969 and encodes 322 amino acids. The transcript has 8 exons. NCBI's taxonomy places the organism in Eukaryota, Metazoa, Nematoda, Chromadorea, Rhabditida, Rhabditidae. The record is from RefSeq and is a predicted model, not a curated record. Gene Ontology annotation, biological process: anatomical structure morphogenesis; regulation of transcription by RNA polymerase II. Gene Ontology annotation, molecular function: RNA polymerase II cis-regulatory region sequence-specific DNA binding; DNA-binding transcription factor activity, RNA polymerase II-specific. Gene Ontology annotation, cellular component: nucleus.